UCCGGCCCGGUGCGUUGCCUCACGAACUCGCCACGCCAACCACAUCUCUAUCGCAAUCGUUCUCUCUACUCUACUCUCUACCUCACCACUACCAAUAUGAGGGAAUGUAUCUCAGUACACAUCGGACAGGCGGGGGUUCAGAUCGGCAAUGCCUGCUGGGAGCUGUACUGCCUGGAGCACGGCAUCCAGCCCGACGGCCAAAUGCCGUCUGACAAGACCCUGGGCGGCGGAGACGACUCCUUCAACACGUUCUUCAGCGAGACCGGCGCCGGCAAACACGUGCCCAGGGCCGUGUUCGUCGACCUGGAGCCCACAGUUGUCGAUGAGGUCCGCACUGGCACCUAUAGGCAGCUGUUUCAUCCGGAACAGCUUAUCACCGGCAAAGAAGACGCGGCCAACAACUACGCACGCGGCCACUACACCAUCGGCAAGGAGAUCGUCGAUGUCGUGCUCGACAGGAUCCGGAAGUUGGCAGACCAGUGCACGGGACUUCAGGGCUUUUUGGUGUUCCAUUCAUUUGGUGGAGGAACUGGCUCCGGUUUCACAUCUCUGUUGAUGGAGAGACUCUCCGUGGACUACGGAAAGAAGUCCAAACUUGAAUUCUCGAUCUACCCGGCACCUCAGGUAUCAACUGCUGUGGUCGAGCCGUACAACUCGAUCCUGACCACGCACACCACGCUCGAGCACUCAGACUGCGCCUUCAUGGUGGACAACGAGGCCAUCUACGACAUCUGCCGGCGGAACCUGGACAUCGAACGACCCACUUAUACCAAUCUGAACAGACUCAUUGGACAGAUCGUAUCCUCGAUCACCGCGUCCCUCCGCUUCGAUGGCGCUCUCAACGUGGACCUGACGGAGUUCCAGACGAACCUGGUGCCGUAUCCUCGCAUCCACUUCCCGCUGGCCACCUACGCGCCCGUCAUCUCCGCGGAGAAGGCCUACCACGAGCAGCUCACUGUGGCGGAGAUUACCAAUGCUUGCUUUGAGCCCGCCAAUCAGUUGGUGAAAUGCGAUCCCCGUCACGGCAAAUAUAUGGCUUGCUGUAUGUUGUACAGAGGCGACGUGGUGCCCAAGGAUGUAAAUGCCGCCAUCGCAACUAUCAAGACCAAAAGAACUAUUCAAUUCGUGGACUGGUGUCCUACUGGGUUUAAGGUGGGUAUCAACUACCAGCCGCCCACAGUGGUGCCUGGCGGAGACCUGGCCAAGGUCCAGCGCGCCGUCUGCAUGUUGUCCAACACCACUGCUAUCGCUGAAGCAUGGGCCAGGCUUGAUCACAAAUUCGAUCUGAUGUACGCCAAGCGCGCUUUCGUGCACUGGUACGUGGGGGAGGGCAUGGAAGAGGGAGAGUUCUCUGAGGCCCGGGAGGACCUCGCUGCGCUGGAGAAGGACUAUGAGGAGGUCGGGGUCGACUCCACCGAGGGAGAACUCGACGAUGAGAACGAGUAUUGAAGAACAGAGAUACCAGCCACCCGUAUACAAAAACUAAGAUGCACAAUCAGAAUUUAGGGUCAAUCAUAUGGUAUCUUUUAUAUAUCGUGUAACACGUCUUAGUUGGAUAUUAACUGCGACAUCAUCAAAUAAUUGCCACUUAAUUUUUGAAUCAGUAAUAAGUAUGUAUGUGUGUAGUUCGCUUUUUAUAAGUUAAAACAACAUAAUAAUUGUGUAUCUUAUUUUUCUGUUUAUUGAUGUCUACGAACUAACCGAAGGCAUUGCUACAAAUCUUCGGUAAAUUAACUAAUUAAUUGGUCUCCAUUUUGGUAUUCAUAAAGUCGAUAAUAUAGUUUUAAGAUAGGACUAUUUUUAAAACCCGGCGCAGCAUAUAUAUUAUAACAUAUAUAGUGUAUUUUCCGAUAUGCACUGCGACCACUGUACAGUGUGACGUCAAUUUAGUAUACUGUGAAGCCGUUCCUUUAUAGUUAGUUAUACUGGUUACUAUUUAAAACGGAACGCAAUCCCGUAUACUGUCAGCCGCAUUUUUUGAUGCAGCAUUCAAAUGAAUGUAAGUACUAAAAAUUUCUAUAAACUGUAGGUAUUGUUAAUAAAACAUUAGGCACUCGAGUGGUUUUGACUGAUCACUUGAUCAAAGUACUGAAAGUACCCUACCUCGGAAACGCCAGUGCUCACAGUAGAAUAUGGCGACGAUUUAUGACGUCAUAUAUUUACCUAGGGUACUGCGGUAGUAUUCUGCCAGUACAUAACGAACGAAUUUUUCUACAGUGAUAGCACUGUGCAGUGCUCGCAGUGCAUAUCGGAACAUACUUUUAAAUAUAGUAUCUGCUUCGUCUCAGUUGAGUAAUUAAUUAGUAUAAAUAGAAACGCAGAAAUAUCGAUAAUUGAAUAUCUACUAUUUUAUAGUCUGUGUAAUUCAUAAACGAUACUCUAUUAUAGUACAAACGUUUAAAUAUUUUCUUAAACAAAGUUUGUAUUACAAACUAUUCACGAAAUUAUUCGCGCAUUUAUAUACUAAGGUGACAUUAUUUUAACUUUGUAGUAUGUAGUUAAUAAUGCUUAAUAUUAUGGAGAAGUGGGAGAAAUAAUUUUAAUAAACAUAAAAAUUUUGUACACUUUA
Molecule: messenger RNA, 2569 nt
Organism: Leptidea sinapis
Lineage: Eukaryota; Metazoa; Arthropoda; Insecta; Lepidoptera; Pieridae
Gene: Tua2
Product: tubulin alpha-1A chain-like
Exons: 10
Coding region: 97-1449 (450 amino acids)
Biological process (GO): mitotic cell cycle; microtubule cytoskeleton organization
Cellular component (GO): cytoplasm; microtubule
Molecular function (GO): GTP binding; structural constituent of cytoskeleton
Source: RefSeq, a predicted model, not a curated record